GGGCGUGUCCCCCAUGCUGCCCCCGCCCGCGCUGGCCCCGCUGGCCUCGGCUUGGCCCAGUACAAAGUCCGGGCGGUGACUGCAGGUGGCGGGCCUGCCGCAGGCCCGGCGGGGGGAUGCCUCACAACACUCACCUGUAUGAAGAAGUGUCAAAGACCUGCUGGCCCAUUAUCUAUUCUCCAAAAUACAACAUCACGUUCUUGGGCUUGGAGAAGCUCCAUCCAUUUGAUGCUGGGAAAUGGGGGAAAGUCAUCAAUUUUUUGAAAGAAGAAAAUUUCCUUGCUGAUGUCAUGAUGGUGGAGGCCAGAGAAGCCACUGAUGAAGACCUGCGGGUGGUGCACACACAAAGAUACUUGAAUAGGCUGAAGAACUGUAUCCUGGAGAGCUCUCCGGAGUGGUCCUUUGUAGUGGCAACGAUCACGGAGAUUCCACCAGUCUUCUGUCUUCCUAACUUCGUGGUGCAGAGGCAUGUUCUAAGGCCUCUAAGGACCCAGACAGGAGGAACCAUUAUGGCUGGGAAACUGGCUAUUGAACGAGGCUGGGCCAUCAACAUAGGGCGUCUGCUGUAUAAUCAGCUUUUUGACCAACUGUGCCACCGAGGAUGGAAAAGACAUAAGCCCUGCUUUGAAGAGCCUCUCUGUUGGACAGACAAGAUCCCAAGACAAUGUGGUGGGUUCCAUCACUGCUCCAGUGACAAGGGAGGGGGAUUUUGUGUCUAUGCUGAUAUUACACUCUCUAUCAAGUUUCUGUUUGAUCGAGUAGAAGGAGUCUCAAAAGCCACUAUUAUUGACCUGGAUGCACACCAGGGAAAUGGCCAUGAGAGGGAUUUCAUGGACGACAGCCGAGUGUACAUCGUGGAUAUCUAUAACCGCAACAUUUACCCAGGGGAUGGGUUUGCUAAACGUGCCAUCAAGCGGAAAGUUGAGCUGGAGUGGGGAACAGGAGAUCAAGACUACCUGAUGAAGGUGGACGAGCAUGUGAAGGGGGCACUGAGUGAUCAUGAGCCCGAUGUGAUCAUCUACAAUGCGGGCACAGACAUCCUGGAUGGUGACCCUCUGGGAGGGCUCUCUGUGUCUGCCGAGGGCAUCAUCAAGAGGGAUGAGAUGGUGUUCCGGGCUGCCCGAAGCCAGAAUAUACCUAUCUUCAUGGUGACCUCAGGAGGCUACCAGAAACAUACAGCACGGAUCAUAGCUGAUUCCAUCCUCAACCUGUACAACCUGGGCCUCAUUGACCAUUUGGAGGCGAUCUGAGCGGCCCAGCACACUGUGUAAAUGACUGUGACCACCUAAAAGGCAGCCUUUGCCAUCCCUCUCCCAGAUAAAUUUUGUUUUCUAAAAAGCAGAUGCAAUAGGCAACACUUUAACCCUAGACUGGUGUCAGGGUCAGCUGCAAUACAACAGAUCCGGAGCCAGGGCCCUGUAAAAUCACUUCAUUUAUUUAUUUAUUUAUUUUUUACCACUUUCAAGGACAGCAGAGUGGGGGAAGGACCUGUUCUUGCUGAUCUGUUUCCAUGAUCUGUCUUGAUCUGGGGGGCUAGCUUUGAUCUUGUCUGGCUCCCUGGGGGAUGUGGGGGGGUUCUCAACUUUACACUUUCUUCUUCCCCUUCAUCUCUUGGCCUAGGGCAACCUCUGUCUGGACGGCAGGAUUUAUCCUCCAGGGUGACUGCUCCAUGGGAUGACCCCUCUCUUGUCCGGUGCAGAGAAAGAAGAGAUUUUGAGGAGAGGGAAUGAGGAAGAGAGCAUAGCAGGGCCUUUGACAAGGUCUCCUCCUAUGGACAGUGACAGUGGGAUAAUCUCCUAUCUUAGAUUUUUGGAAACGUAUAGGAAAGGAGAAAGGAAAGGUGUCUGGAGGGAAUAGUCAAAGAUCAGGGUUGCAGAUGAGUUGUGGGUAAGUAGUGAGGAAAGAUGUGGAGGUUAUGAGGGGCAGGGGCAGUGAGGUGUAGGUAAAAAUAGGGCUCUGGUUUUCUCUGAAGCCUGAUGGGUAACCAAGAAUUAGGAGACCGCUGCUAGUAGUAGAAAAAGACCCUCUCCUACCAGUGAUCUCCUUCCCUCUCUACUUUCCCUCUUCCUCCCCACUCCCUUUUUAUUCUCCCUAUCUGCCUCUUUCCCCGCCCUUCCCACUUUCUCCUUCUUUUCUUCUUAUCUCUUCUCUCCUUUUCCCUCUCCCCACCCCAAUUUCUGUCCCUGCAUCUCUUAUGAUGGGAGAGGUGAAUAAAGUGGGUUUGGGAGUCCUGGGUUUUUGUUUUUAGGAGAGAGGGAGAAUGAUUGGGAUGUUGCCCAGCAUGGAGAAGAAGCUAGAGGAUGCCAGUUUCCUCUCUGUUGGACAAGCCUCCUUUCUUCUUCUUUUUUUUUUUUUGGUGGGGGGAGCUAGGCAAUGGGGUUAGGUGACUUGCCCAGGGUCACA
Phascolarctos cinereus (koala) is the source of this 2403-nucleotide messenger RNA. The record is from RefSeq and is a predicted model, not a curated record. NCBI's taxonomy places the organism in Eukaryota, Metazoa, Chordata, Mammalia, Diprotodontia, Phascolarctidae.